Molecule: messenger RNA, 6771 nt
Organism: Aphidius gifuensis
Lineage: Eukaryota; Metazoa; Arthropoda; Insecta; Hymenoptera; Braconidae
Gene: scrib
Product: protein lap4-like
Exons: 31
Coding region: 489-6770 (2093 amino acids)
Biological process (GO): neurotransmitter receptor transport postsynaptic membrane to endosome; neurotransmitter receptor transport, endosome to postsynaptic membrane
Cellular component (GO): postsynaptic membrane; adherens junction; postsynaptic density
Molecular function (GO): protein binding
Source: RefSeq, a predicted model, not a curated record
GAGAGAGCGCGUUUUAAUGCCGAGUAGGGCGUGAAAGUGUGUGUCUCGUGUUGACCAUUUAUAUUCAUCCAAAAAAAUAAUAAUAAAAUCAUUAUUAAAACAACAAAAAAAAAAGAGUAACUAAUUAUUAUUGUUUCAAUGGAAUAUUUAAAAAAUCGAAUUUAUCAGUUGGAAGAAUACACAAGUAGUAAAGUUAAAAUAUAAAAAAUAAUAAAAGGAGCAAUAAGGAUCAAAUAAAAAAAAAAAAAAAACGGCCACGCGUGUGUUUUUAUUUUGCGAUCACUAUGUAUUGGUGCUGAAUAGUCAGAGUGGUAUUCCUUUUUUUUUUUUUUUUAUUUAUUUUUUUUUUUUUUACUAUAAUUUAUUUAUUUACAAAAAAAAAAAAUAUUGUGUUCAUUUAAUUAGUGUGUAUCUCAGUGUAUUGUGAUAAGUGUGAUUGUGGUUGAGAUAAAUUAAUUAAAAAUAUUAAAAAAAAAAAAAAGUUUAUCAUGUUUCGUUGUAUUCCAAUAUUUAAGGGGUGCAAUAGACAGGUGGAAUAUGUUGACAAGCGUCAUUGCUCACUCCAAAGUGUUCCUGAGGAUCUCAUCAGAUAUUCAAGAAGUUUAGAGGAACUUUUACUUGAUGCUAAUCAUCUCAAAGAACUACCCAAGAAUUUUUUUCGACUACAAAAAUUGCGAAAACUUGGACUUAGUGAUAAUGAGAUUCAUCGUUUACCACCUGAAAUACAAAACUUUGAAAAUCUUGUUGAACUUGAUGUUUCUAGAAACGACAUACCAGACAUUCCUGAAAGCAUCAAAAAUAUGCUUGCCCUGCAGGUGGCAGACUUUAGCAGCAAUCCAAUUCCCAGACUUCCAGCAGGUUUUGUGAAACUUAAAAACUUGACGAUUCUUGGCCUCAAUGACAUGUCACUUACUAAUUUACCACCAGACUUUGGAUGCUUGUUGUCAUUACAAUCAUUGGAAUUAAGAGAAAAUCUUCUUAAAUCAUUACCAGAAUCAUUAUCCCAAUUGACAAAACUUGAACGACUUGAUCUUGGUGAUAAUGACAUUGAUGAAUUGCCUCCUCAUAUAGGAAAAUUACCAGCAUUACAAGAAUUAUGGCUGGAUCAUAAUCAGUUACAACAUUUGCCACCAGAAAUUGGUCAAUUAUCAACAUUAGCAUGUUUAGAUGUAUCAGAAAAUCAUCUUGAAGAUUUACCAGAAGAAAUUGGUGGUCUUAAAUCAUUGACUGAUUUACAUUUAUCACAAAAUAAUAUUGAAAAAUUACCAGAUGGUUUGGGUGAAUUAAAAAAAUUAACAAUUAUUAAAGUUGAUCAAAAUAGAUUAUCUGAAUUAAAUAUAAAUAUUGGAAAAUGUGAAAAUUUACAAGAAUUAAUAUUAACUGAAAAUUUUCUUCUUGAAUUACCAGUAACAAUUGGUAAUCUUUUAAAUUUAAAUAAUUUAAAUGUCGAUCGAAAUAGUUUACAUGCACUACCAACUGAAAUAGGAAAUCUAAAUAAUCUAGGUGUUUUAUCAUUGAGAGACAAUAAAUUACAGUAUUUACCACAGGAAGUUGGACAGUGUAGUGCUCUCCAUGUUCUUGAUGUAUCAGGAAAUAGGCUUCAGUAUUUGCCAUAUACAUUGAUAAAUUUAAAUUUAAAAGCAGUAUGGCUUAGUGAAAAUCAAGCACAGCCAAUGUUGACUUUUCAAACAGAUUUGGAUGAAGAUUCUGGUCAAGAAGUUCUCACGUGUUUUCUUCUACCACAAUUAGAGUAUCAUGCAACUGGACCACAUGAAUCAGGAAAAGUUGGUGUUGCUGUUGGUGGUAGAAGCAAUGGUCAAAAUAAUGAAAUGCGAGAAAUUGGUAGUAGUGAUGAUGAAAAUUGGCAAGAAAAAGAAGCAUCAAGAACACACUCUGUCAAAUUUAGUGAUGAUGGUCCAGAUGCUGACAAGGAGACACAAUUUGUAAGACAAAAUACACCACAUCCUAAAGAACUCAAAGCAAAGGCACAUAAGUUAUUUGGUAAAGGAAAAAAUGACAGUAGAUCAGGAUCAACAGAUGAACAGGAUGUUUCACAAACAUUUGGUCUUGAUAAAGCUGAAUUUUUAAAUCCUGAAAAUAUCAAUGAAGCUGAAAAUGAGUUGGAGCAAGAAAUAAUGUAUCGUGAUACAAAACAGGAUGAAGCCAAAGUUGGUCAGACGGAAACAUCGAAUGACAACUCGCUUGAUCGAAACACAGUAAUGUCACAAGAAAUUCCAGAACCAUCAUCAAUGACAGUGGUGAGGAAGGGGCUCCUGUUGCAGGAUGCUGAGGUCGAGGGUUCGGUGUCAGAAUCAAGGGGUAGGGAUGAAGAUGAUUCUGAGGGUGAUGAAAUGCAGAGACAUGUUGAAUUUAAAAUAACUGAAGAUGGUGGUGGUGGUGGUGGUGAUAUCGAGGGUGGGGGUGAAUUGGAUAAACCAAAUAAACUCCAUCGACGUGAUACCCCACAUCAUCUUAAAAACAAACGAAUACAUGCCGCAAUUGACCCGGAUAAAGUUGCCUCAAUCAUCAAACAGGCACUUAAGAAAAAAAAUGAAGAAGUGACUAGUCUUCCAAGUGAAUCCGUUGACACAUAUGACAAUCAAGGGGCUACAUCAGAUGUUGAGCCGUCCUUAGAAGUACGAGAAGAUCAAUAUGAAAUUCAUAUUGAAAGAACAACGGGAGGUCUAGGCUUGUCAAUUGCCGGUGGAAUUGGUUCAACUCCUUUCAAAGGUGAUGACGAAGGCAUUUUCAUAUCCAGGGUUACUGAAGGUGGUCCAGCGGAUUUAGCGGGUUUGCGGGUUGGUGAUAAAGUUAUAACAGUUAAUGGAAUAUCAGUUAUCGAUGCUGACCAUUAUGAUGCAGUUGAAGUUUUAAAAGCUUGUGGUCGUGAACUCAUUCUUGUUAUUAAUCGUGAGGUCACACGAACUGUACCACCAUCAGAACAGCUUUCAACGAGAAAAGACUCAAUUUGUUCGAGCCUGAGCACAAGUCGUGCGCCAAGUGCAACAUCGUAUGUUUCAUCAAAUACAUUUUCCCAUAAUCAUGAAAAUGGUGACAGCCUACCUCGUGAUCUAUCAAAGACAAAAAAAAUACCAGAACCACUGCCAACACUAAGAACAUCAUCAGAGCUACUUGUUCCUGUUCUUGUACAUACAACACUUAUUAGAGAUCAAAAUGGACUUGGAUUUAUCAUUGCUGGUGGUAAAGGUUCACCUCCUCUAAAAGAAAAUACUGAAGCCAUAUUUAUUUCACGAAUAACUGAUGGUGGAGUUGCACAAAAAGAUGGAAAAUUAAUGGUUGGAGAUAAAGUUAUUUCAAUAAAUGGAGUUGAAGUUAAUAAUGCCAAGCAUGAACAAGCCGUUCAAAUGUUAACAGGUCUUGAAAGAUUUGUACGUCUUGUUGUUGAACGUGAAAUUCCAUUAUCACAAGCAAAUACAACAUUACAAUUAACACCUGGUGAAAAAUCACCUCACGUUAUUGGUGGUACUGGUCCACGUCCAUACACUGGUUUAUAUUCAGCCAAUAGUUAUAUGGCAAAUCGUCCUGGCUAUACAAGUGGUUAUCGUCGUUCAAUAGAUGCUGAUAAAAUAUUAACAAGUCCAACAUCAAAAACUCCACCACCAUUAAAUUCAUUAAAAAUUGAUACAACACCAACAAUAAAUGGUGUUGCUAAAAUGAAUGGAACAAGUGAAAAUAUAAAUAAUAAAGCACCACAACCAGCACCAAGGAUGACUGCACCACCACCAGCUCCACCACGUACUACAACAACACCAACAUCAACAAAUGAUAAUAAUACAAUGACAAAAUCAACAAUUCAACAGGACAACAAUAAUCAUGGACAGGAUACAAAUGAAACAAGACCAACAUCAUCACAAGAAGAUAUACAGGUACCGAAGCCAAUCACCAACGAGGAAUUUCAGGCCAUGAUUCCUGCACAUUUCCUACGUACAUCAAAUUCCACAUCCCCAUCAGACCUUGUAUCCCAACAGGGCCCAGUCGUCACUGUUACAAUCAAGCAGCCUGAUAAUUUACAUAGUGAUGUUAAUUUUCCACCGGCUCCUACAACACUUGGUAAAGUUACCGAAGUCAUCACUAAGAGUACACUCACCGAAACUGUUGUCACACGUGUCACUGACAAUCAUCUGUUGCUGCCGGUUAUAAUUGAGGAGGUUGUUCUGAUGAAGGAAGGUUCUCUUGGAUUUAGUAUCAUUGGUGGAACUGAUCAUUCAAGUACACCAUUUGGUGAUAAAGAGCCUGGUAUUUUCAUAUCACAUGUUGUACCAGGUGGUAUAGCUGCAAAAUCCGGUAAGCUUAAAAUGGGUGACAGGAUUUUAAAAGUAAAUGGAACAGAUUUGACAAAAGCAACCCAUGAAGAAGCUGUGUUAGAAUUACUACGACUUGGUGAUUCAAUUGCUCUCACUAUUCAACAUGAUCCAUUACCAGAAGGCUAUCAGCUGGUCGAUUUACAGUACAUUACCGCGACAGAACUUGUUAUUACCAAAUUACCUGGUGAAAGACUUGGAAUGCAUAUUAAAGGUGGACAACAAGGACAACAUGGUAAUCCACUUGAUCAUUCAGAUGAGGGUGUAUUUAUUUCAAAAAUUAAUUCUGCUGGUGCUGCUAGACGUGAUGGUAGAUUAAAGGUUGGAAUGAGAUUGCUUGAAGUAAAUGGUAAAUCACUGUUAGGAGCAUCGCAUGUUCAAGCUGUGACAGCUUUGCGUUCAGCACCAGAGACAAUAACUCUUGUUGUAUGCAAGGGUUAUGAUCGUAAUGAAGUUGAGAAAGUCUUGUCAUUGUCAGGUGGAAGAGAUUCAAAAGAAUCAAAAGGUUCACAGCAUGAUAAUAAAGAUUACUCAGCAGAUGGUAUGAAAUCAAUGUCACAAAGUAUAUCAAGUCUUGAUAGAGACGAUGAGGAUGCUAUGACAAUGAAACAAGAACAUGAAAUGAAAGCAGAAUUAGUUGCUUGGGAACAAGAAGAACGUGAACGUGCUCUUCUUGAACACAAGGAAAAAUCUACACCUGAAAAGGUUUUAGAUGUAGUGAGAGCAGCUGAGUCAUUAGUCAACAAGCCAAAUAGUCCAGUUGAUAUGCCAGUACCACCAAAAUCACCUGGAGGAACUAAAGAUCUUAAAACAACAACAAUUGUCAUGAGUAAACAUACAUUAGCACCACAGAAUCCUCCAACUGCCUUAACGCUGUCAUUAUUAAGACAUGAUGAUCCUGGUACAUCUGUGGAUACUCCAUCAAGAUCUUCAAGUCCUACAAUUAAUAAUAAAUUCUUUGCAAUGACAAGUGAUCUUGAUGAUAAAAAAUUAAAAUCUCAUACUACUAAAAAUAAUAAUAAAAAUACAAAAGAACGCUGUAUUUCAUUUGCAGCUCUUCCUGCACCUUAUAAAUCAACAAGUUGUAUAACAACACCAAUUAUAAGUUCAAUUCAAUCACGAACAAAAUCUAUGCAUGAAUUAUCAACAAAUAAUAGUAAUAACAAUAAUAAUAAUAAUAAUAAUAUUAACAAUAGAAAUUCAACUAUUGAAACAAUGAAAACAACUUCACGUUUUCGAUUGCCUCCAACGCCACUUACAAAUCCUGGUUUAACUGAAGAAUCAGUUGUACCUAAAUUAUUUAGUAAACAACAGAUUGCACGUUCUGUUGAUGGAAUAUAUCGGGUUGAGCCUGAACCAACACCACCAGCAACACCAGUUAAAAUGUCUGUGAGUGAUCGUAAACGUAUGUUUGAAAAUGCCGUUGAAGAGCAUUUAAAACCAUCACCAAAAACUGAUAAAAUAUUUAGUUUUUUGAGUCAAGAUGAAGUUGAAAAAAUGAAACAAGAAGAAGAAAAAAAAAUAGCAACAUUAACAAGAGAUGAACUUAAAUCAUGGGCACAAAUUGAUGAAAUUGAAGGAUUAGAUGAGUCGGAAGAUAUAUUAGAUGAUCAUAACAAUAGAAGACCUAAUAGCAGAUUAAGCACAAGAAGCUCAUCACUUCCGGGAGUUCCAAGUAUUGUUAGAACAGUCAAAGCAGAAAAACGUCUCAAAGAAAAAAUGAUACAAGAGGGUUUAAUUUCAGAUGAAGAUGAUGAAGAAAGUAACUUGAGCCCAGCUGAACAACGAGCUUUAAGAGCUGAAAAACGAGCUCUAUGGCGACAGGCUAGAUUAAAAUCACUUGAACAGGAUGCAUUGCAAGCUCAAAUGGUCAUUAAAAAAAUGAAUGAAAUGGUGGAUAAUUCAACUAAAUCAGAUAGUAUUGCAGUAAGCCAAGUUGAUGCACCAACACUACUUGAAAAAAAUACUGAGUUUGCUACAUUACGGCCGUCAAGUGCGGAUUUUCCAAAACUUGCUGUUAGAAGCAAAUUGGGCCCGCCAAAGGCCAUUCGCGAGUCUGAAAAGAUUGUCGAUGAGAAGGUAACACGACGAACUGAGGAAUACCUUGAUGAGAUGACUGGUGAACGUCGUGUUCGAACUGUCGAAUAUGUGGAGAAGCUGAUUGAGCGGGAGGUUGAAACAUUACGUGAUAAAAUAAUAUCCUUGGAGCUGAGUAAUGCUGAUGAAGAUAUUGAUAAUGAAAAAUUAGAAACAUGUGCAAGUGAUGCUGAAAGUGAAAGUGAAGAUAUUACAGCAGGUGAAUCAUUGAUUAAUCCAACAAAUGAAGAAGAUUCAAAUUCAGUUAUUUUUACAAAUCCAGUAUUAGAUAAUGUAUCAAAUAUUGGUAAAACUGGAACAAAUAAUUCAAAAAAAAAAAAAAGAAAACGCUCGAAAAAAGGUCGUAAUUAAA